Molecule: messenger RNA, 561 nt
Organism: Rotaria sordida
Lineage: Eukaryota; Metazoa; Rotifera; Eurotatoria; Philodinida; Philodinidae
Source: the annotation of a GenBank genome assembly
AUGGAUCCAUUUCGAAUAAAUUGGGGAAGAGAUACAUUUAUUUCAUUAUGUGCUCCUCCUUUAUUAACUAAUCGAUAUGAAGAAGCUCGUUAUUUAAUUUUAUUAUAUGGUGGAUGUCUUCGUCAUGGAUUAAUUCCUAAUUUAUUAGCUGAUGGAAAAACAGCACGAUAUAAUGCAAGAGAUGCUGUUUGGUGGUGGUUAUAUUCAAUAUCAUCUUAUACAUGCUUAGUUUCAGAUGUUGGAUUACAUGAUCAAUUAUUAUAUGAUGUUAUUCAUGAAGUUUUUCUUCGUCAUAUUCAAUCUUUAAAUUUUAGAGAACGUGGAACUGGACAUUCAUUAGAUUCAGUUAUGAGUGAUGAAGGUUUGAAUAAAAAAAUUGGAAUUGAUACUAAAACUAGUUUCGUUUAUGGAGGAAACAGAUGGAAUUUUGGAACAUGGAUGGAUAAAAUGAGUUCAAGUGAUAAAGCAAAUAAUAAAGGACAUCCAGCUACACCAAGAGAUGGAUCUGCUGUUAAAUUAGUUGGAUUAUCUAGAACUGUUAUUGCUUGGUUAUUCAAAUGA